Messenger RNA from Gossypium raimondii (Peruvian cotton), 2110 nucleotides. RefSeq names its product transcription factor TGA2.3. Bases 402 to 1781 code for a protein of 459 amino acids. Gene Ontology annotation, molecular function: DNA-binding transcription factor activity; sequence-specific DNA binding. The transcript is spliced from 11 exons. Lineage: Eukaryota; Viridiplantae; Streptophyta; Magnoliopsida; Malvales; Malvaceae. Gene Ontology annotation, biological process: regulation of DNA-templated transcription; DNA-templated transcription. The record is from RefSeq and is a predicted model, not a curated record.
CUGUUGGCUGCUAAAUCUUUUAGCAUGUAAGAGAAGUAUUUUGGCAGAGGCAAAAUUAUAGAAAGUUGACGAAAGGGAGAGUGGAACAAACGCACAGCAAGGAGAGAAUGAGGAAAUGAUGCAGGAAAACGGUGGGGUUUUAUUGGGAAGCUAAAAUCCCAACUCUGAAACACUAUAUUAAAAAAAAAAAGACCCUGAUGUGUUUCUUAAAACUCAUAUCAACCAAAAUUUAAAAAAGGAAAACCCGUACUGAUACGAUAUCCCCUUCCUCCAUUAAAGAUCCUUCUCACGAAGAUUUUCUCCCACUUCAUUCAUUGUCUUUUUUGCUCUCUCUCUCUCUCUACCUUCCUUUCAUAGGAACGCAACAGAGUCGCACUUUAUAGAAAAAGAGGGAAGGAAAAAUGCAGAGCUUCAAAGCUGCCGCAACUACUAACCCAGACAUGUUUUGCCACUCUUCUUUCUUUCUCAGAGGAGACGAUUGUAAUAGCCGUAACCAGACGCGUUUCCCGGAUCUUGGAGAGCUUGAUCAUCCCGCUGCUGCUUUUCAUCACGAUGAUGCUUUUGAUUUAAGCCCAAGCUCCAUUUUUAGUUUAAAAUCCAACAAUGUUGGUGUUGUUGCAAAUACCUUGCACUAUGGCGCCUUGAACACGAGCAUUGGUGCAACAGCGAUAGUUUCAAGUGGAACGGGGUGUUUGGAUACAGGGCAGUUCAUGUACCAGAAGGGCGCAACAUUUGGUGCCUCGUUGGGAAAUGGCCAUAUUGAGAACUGGGCUGACUCUGGCCUUGCCGAUAAUAGCCAACAGACUGACACUUCUACUGAUGUUGACACUGACCAUAAAAACCAGCUUCAUGGAGUUCAACUUGGAGCUGUAAUGGUGGAUUCGGUGGAUCAAUCCAAGUCAAAAAGUGGUGAUCAAAAGACACUUCGCAGGCUUGCUCAGAAUCGAGAAGCUGCAAGGAAGAGUAGAUUGAGGAAAAAAGCCUAUGUCCAGCAGCUUGAGAGUAGUCGACUCAGGCUUACAGAACUAGAGCAAGAGCUUCAAAGGGCACGGCAGCAGGGUAUUUUUAUCGCAUCUGGACUUUCUGGGGACCAUGGCCAUACAGUUGCGGGAAAUGCUGCUCUGGCAUUUGACAUGGAAUAUGGUCGCUGGCUUGAUGAACAUCAACGACUGAUAAAUGACUUAAGAUCAGCUGUAAAUUCUCAUAUGGGGGAUAAUGAAUUGUGCAUUCUUGUUGGGGGUGUCAUGGCACAUUAUGAUGAGGUUUUCAGGCUAAAAAGCAUUGGUGCCAAGGCAGAUGUAUUUCACAUGCUAUCUGGUAUGUGGAAAACACCUGCAGAGAGGUGCUUUAUGUGGUUGGGAGGAUUUCGUUCAUCCGAACUUUUGAAGAUCCUUGGAAACCACCUAGAGCCUUUGACAGACCAACAAUUAAUGGGCAUAUGUAAUCUGCAGCAGUCGUCUCAACAGGCUGAAGAUGCCUUAUCACAAGGAAUGGAAGCUUUGCAACAAUCUUUAGUAGACACACUUUCAUCUGCAUCUCUGGGUCCUUCUGCCUCUGGAAAUGUUGCAGACUACAUGGGCCAAAUGGCAAUUGCAAUGGGCAAACUUGCCACAUUGGAGAACUUCCUUCACCAGGCUGACCUUUUGAGGCAGCAAACUCUGCAACAAAUGCAUCGGAUUUUGACCACACGCCAAGCAGCCCGAGCCCUUCUAGUUUUUAGUGAUUACACUUCUCGGCUCCGGGCACUUAGCUCCUUAUGGUUAGCCCGACCUAGAAACUGAUAUUAUUUUAUUUCAUGAAAGCUCAACUUGACUGCAUUAAUGCUUUGCACAGAGUGUUCUCCCUAUUUCACCUUUUGGUACCCAUUGACGAUUCUUGGAUGGUGAAGCAUAAUGUGAAAUGUAAAUUUUGGUUGCUGUGGUUUACACUCACUGGCCUAUGGAAAUGGCAGUAAUUUAGACGAUUGCUGUAUAUUAAGUAGGAUCUGAGCAAAAUGUGUUUGUGAUUGUGUGUAGUAAUCUCACAUGUGAGGCAAAUCUUCCAAAACUUUGACCAUCUUGUAAUCACCUUAAGUGCAAUGCUAACUUAGAUAGUUCAGUGCUUCCAAGUA